AUGUCCAUCUACAAAAACUUGCUUGCUCAAUACCCUCAUCCACACAUCAUCCGAGGCUAUGCCAAUGAUUCUCAAUGUUGGUGUUUCCCCUCUCGGUUAGUGAGAGCUUUUCCAAAAGAAUUCUCAAUGACUCUCACCGAUGAUUACCACAUCCACAUGAUUGGCAAUGAAGAGAAGGAAUUUGUGUUGGAUUUUUCAGAAGGAUUGAUUUUGAAAUGUAAAACCUAUUCCGAUAAUACAUUUAUUAGAGGUGUCAAACCAAAUCCUGCUGUUUCGCAUCGAGUUAUUGUGAGAUAUUUCCCUGCGAGUGAAAUUGAAGGCUCAUGUCGUGAGUUGCUGGGUAUUGGAGACAAGGAAAAAACAGUGGCAAGAUACAAGGAAUCUGUAUUUGUGAUUUAUCCCAACAAGAAAGUGGAGGCACUAUUUGAGUGGUAUGUCGAUAAUGUCCGAUCUCCUGAGAGAGGACGAAACCUCUAUGCUUACAAUGUGAAAGAAGAAUAUUGGAUGAGAAAAUAUCAAUAUGUUGGAUUGGAUCAAGAGCACGUCUUUGGUCUCGACGACAAAUUUGACAUGUUCGAACGAGAUUUUACAAUUAUUCACAAGAAAAUUGAAUUGUUGCACAAGGUUGGAAAGAGCUGCUCACUCAACUACUUCUUACAUGGACCUCCAGGAACUGGUAAAAGCUCUUUCGCAAAAUGCGUUGCAACCAAGUACAACUUGGAUAUUUACACUGCCAAUUUGAAGGAUGCUAAACAUAUUAAGGAUUCUGAUGCUAUCAAGUCGAUUCUUUCUCCAAGAAAAAUGAUUUUCAAAGAAGAGCCAGAACGUGACAACUCAGAGUGUUCAAAUGGAGGCUGCGGCGACGACGAUUAUGAUGAAUGUGACUAUGACAAAAUUAUUAAUCCUGGCAAACAUGAAUAUGUCGUUGUAUUGAUUGAGGACUUUGACAGAUAUUUGAACAGUUGCAACUCUGAAGAAAUGAGCAAUGUGUUAAAUGCCAUUGAUGGUGUUGAACCUUCAGAUGGUAUUAUUCGUAUUUUCUCGGCCAAUAACACAGAGGAAAUUAAAUUGAAUAAGGCAUUUUUGAGCAGAAUGAAUGGCAUUUGGAGAUUCGAGAUAAAUUCUCAAGAAAGUAUUGAAAAGAGAGUUUAUGAACUUUUCCCACAUAAUCAAGUCAGAUUAUCAAAGGAGGAAGAUCCUGAACAAAAACCAGUUCAAUGUUUGUAUGCCAAACGAGCAGCAGAGUACAAAAUGUCACUCAGAGAAGUCACCAAUCAUUUGUGUCGAUACUUGAUGGAUGAAGUGAAUGGAAUUGUAGAAGCUUACAAAGAUAUCGAAAGAUUUGUCCAAGAAAAGGAAAUCAAGGUUGAGAAUGACUCGUUCACUAUCAAUGGAACAGAAGACGGACAACAGGAGAAUGGAAUUGCUGACAGUAAUGACACGGAGGCAUCCUCAGAGUACGAAACUAAGGUGUAA
Naegleria fowleri is the source of this 1476-nucleotide messenger RNA. RefSeq lists its product as uncharacterized. NCBI's taxonomy places the organism in Eukaryota, Heterolobosea, Eutetramitea, Acrasida, Naegleriidae. The transcript has 2 exons. The record is from RefSeq and is a predicted model, not a curated record. Bases 1 to 1476 code for a protein of 491 amino acids. Gene Ontology annotation, molecular function: ATP binding; ATP hydrolysis activity.